Molecule: messenger RNA, 561 nt
Organism: Rosa chinensis
Lineage: Eukaryota; Viridiplantae; Streptophyta; Magnoliopsida; Rosales; Rosaceae
Product: FHA domain-containing protein FHA2
Exons: 2
Coding region: 1-561 (186 amino acids)
Biological process (GO): regulation of ribosomal protein gene transcription by RNA polymerase II
Cellular component (GO): nucleus
Molecular function (GO): protein binding; sequence-specific DNA binding
Source: RefSeq, a predicted model, not a curated record
AUGAACAUCUCCUCCCACCACACGUGCAUCUUCUACGACCUCACCCACUGCUGCUUCAGGCUGGAGGUCCUCAGAAAGCACGGUUGCCUCCUGGAGGGGGUUCUCCACCUCCCCAAAAACCGUCCAGUCAAGCUCAAUUCGCAGGAUCUGCUUCAAAUUAGGGAUAAAGAGUUUUACUUUUUGUUGCCUUGUGAGGAGUACUCUGGGUGGCCUAUUGAGCCGAGGCAUUAUGCAGUGGCGAUCAGGGGCGGUGGUGGUAGUGGGAAGAAGAUGAGGGAAGGGUAUGAGGGUUAUGGGUACAGUGGUGGGCUAGGUUCUGGAUCGGGCACCAAGUCGGGUUCUUUGGCUUUAGGAGUCGCGGGAGUGGCAGCCGACAAAAGAUUGGGAGUGGAGAGGGGAGUCGACGGGGCUGAGGAUGGGGGUGGACUGAAAAGUUGUAGUGGUCUUCUCGUCAUUGUGGGAGUCGCGGGAGGGGCUUUGGACGUAGUAGACUGGGCGAUAGGGGAAUCGGGUCGGGGACAAUGGUCUACACUAAUGGCGGAGUAUGCCUACACCAACUGA